AUGGUGUGCGAGCGAGCCAUCGCGUCUCCAACUGAACGUCCGGACGACCCAAUGGACGGAAGACGCCGCACAGCAAGUGAAGACUCGGAUCUCGAUGACGAAAUGAUGCGCGUCGACGCCUUGGACUACGGGUGGAGACGUCACAUCCGCGCAGGUGAUCAAGUGGACGCUCAGAACGUCUUUGGCAAUUGGUGUCCAGCCAGAGUGCUGCAAGUCGUCGAUGGAGAAGUGCUGCUGCAGUUUUUCAACAUGCACGAGACUUGGCGACAGUGGCUUCAGCUGGAUUCCGGCCGCCUCGCACAGCUCGGAAGAAAGGCACGAAGUGACAGCGUGCCGGUUCGACAAGCCCAGCAGGUGGAAGUACGUCCUGGUGGGGAGAAUAGUAGUCUGUGGAAGGAAGCUUUUGCAGUGCGAACACUUGGAGGGAAAAUGUUGGUGCGCUAUGCUGGACGCGACCAGAAUUUUGACGAGUGGAUUCGCUUCACCCCGGCAACGGUGGCACCUGCUGGCGACCAUCUGCAAUCCCGCGGACGUAGUAGUGCGCUGAAACAGAGAAAAAUGGCCGUGCACGCACCAAACGUGACACAUCGUCGCGUUAUUCAAGCGCAGAACCCGAGAUUUACACACUACCGAGAUUCGCUGCAGCGUACCUUGGGCCUGCACAUUUAUGAUAUCGAAGGAGAUGGCAAUUGUCUGUUCCGCUCGGUGAGUCACCAAAUAUAUGGCGAAGAUCGUCAUCAUGCUCUGGUACGUGCGGCUUGCAUGGACUACAUGGAAAGCGAGAAAGAGUACUUUGAGCCGUACGUGGUAGGCGACAUGGCAGCGUUCAUGCGCUACUUGCACCAUAAGAGGCGUGAUGGUGUCUGGGGCGACGAUCCGGAGCUGCAGGCUUUGUGCGAACUGUACGACCGUCCUGCUGAAGUUUUUGCUUACGAUCCACUGCUGGGAUUUCGAAAGCUGCGCUGCCUUCACGAAAACAGUUCUCUCUGUCGCAGUAGACCUCCUAUUCGGCUUAGCUACUACGGAGGAGGUCACUACGAUUCACUUACUGGACCCGAUCAUCAAGCGAAUCUAAUCUGCGAGGUCCCAGGCCAGUGGGAGCAGCGGCAUAUCGGGUACUCGCGCCGUAUCAAUUCACGUGAUACACGAGAUGAUGCCACCGGCGUACAACUACAGGUGCAUGCCCAAUCUGACCGUGAGUGCACAGAAGUGGAGCAGUUGGAGCAUAUUCUCAUGCUAUCACGGAAUGAGUUUGACGCGAUAGACACCAGCUUAGAGGAGACACUGAAGCUGUCGCUUUCAGAGCACGGCGGUGAGGCUUCGCCAGCACAAACACAGGCACACCGAGAGUCAGAAGCGAUCAAAGAAGCUACACGAGAAAGUGAAGUAGUUGCAAUCCAGGCUGAGCUGUUGGCAAAAGCAAAGGCUGAGUCGGAGGAAGAGCAGGUGAAGGCUGCGAUUCAAGCGUCGUUAGGUGCAGGUGCAUUGGCUAGUGAAGGCGACUUUGAUGCACAAAUGUCAGCUGCAAUCCGAGUGUCUCUAGGUGGCGCGGGAGCAUGCGUUGCGGCGACAGAAGGAAACGGUAAUUACGAUGAGCAGUUGCGUCGUGCUAUGGAGCUGUCAGGCCGGGAGUAUGCUUACCGACCGCAGGUGUUUGGACUGCAUGAUGAUGAAACAACAAACACGGAUGAGAUGGACGAGCUUCAACGAGCAAUCCAAGCCUCACUGGAACAAUCCUGA
This is a messenger RNA of Peronospora matthiolae, 1740 nucleotides long. The record is from the annotation of a GenBank genome assembly. NCBI's taxonomy places the organism in Eukaryota, Oomycota, Peronosporomycetes, Peronosporales, Peronosporaceae.